AUGCUUGCACCAAGCAAGGAGACAUCCAUCCAGAGCCACCUUCCUGUCCAUACUUCCUCUCAGCCUGUCCAGAUUCUUGCCACCAUGUUGAGGGACCUUCAAAUCGUGGGAGAUACUCCAGAUACCGCCACUACUGCUGCUGAUCCCAUGCCUACCACUACCACCUGUACUGUCCAGCAAAAUUCUGUUCCCAUCAACAACACAGCAGCGGCAUUGGCUAUUGUGCCCACUACAGCAAACGAGCUGCUUCUUCUGGCAGCGCUUCUGGAAUCACAAAGCCAGAACCUUUGCACUGAAGUCCACACAUUCAAGCUCCAAGCAUCCAACAUCCUCAACGAAGCCUAUGCAAAGCAGCUCUGCACAAAACUGGCGGCACGAGAAGAGAAGUGCAAUAAGAAGAAGACCAUCAAGCUGGUCGGUGAUGGUCUGGCUUGGCUUUUGAGUGGGGAUGAGUUCUACGAGCUAGCGCAGCAGAAAGAGAAGGAGAUGUGUGAGGUUGCAAGGGAGAAGGAGAUGCGUGAGGUUGGGAGGGAGAAGGAGAGGAAGAAGGAUGGCAGAGCAUUGUACAAGGCAGCUGUUGAGGAAUGGGAGGUUGUUGAACAGGAGCGAAAGGAUGCCAAGGCCGUCAAAGCAUGGGAGAAGAAAUGGGAUGCUGCAAAGGCAAAGGGAACAUGCUUCACCUUAAUCAAACCAAAGGGGGAUCCAGCCCUGAAAGCCACCCCAAAGCCGAAGUUGAAGGACUUUCUGGGUGGCGUAGCUGAGGAUCAAGAACCUGAGCGCAGUGGUGACAACACUGACGAAGGGGGGGGGGGGAAGUGCAAGUUUUCACCUCAGCCACCCCCCAAUUCCUUUGCCCUGCUCUCAAAUCUUGCUCAUUUCUUUUAA
This is a messenger RNA of Laccaria bicolor S238N-H82, 885 nucleotides long. RefSeq lists its product as uncharacterized. The transcript has 2 exons. The record is from RefSeq and is a predicted model, not a curated record. NCBI's taxonomy places the organism in Eukaryota, Fungi, Basidiomycota, Agaricomycetes, Agaricales, Hydnangiaceae. The coding region runs from base 1 to 885 and encodes 294 amino acids.